This is a messenger RNA of Pseudophryne corroboree (corroboree frog), 2219 nucleotides long. It is a transcript of the gene FSBP, whose product is annotated as fibrinogen silencer binding protein. The coding region runs from base 561 to 1451 and encodes 296 amino acids. NCBI's taxonomy places the organism in Eukaryota, Metazoa, Chordata, Amphibia, Anura, Myobatrachidae. The transcript is spliced from 2 exons. The record is from RefSeq and is a predicted model, not a curated record. Gene Ontology annotation, cellular component: nucleus.
UGAACAGAGGCUGAUUGGGGCUCCGGCAGGGGCUCUCCUACGCACGUCACACUCUUACCUUUUUAAUAUUUCUGUUUUUGUCUCUCUCAAACCUUACACGUACCUGGAUCUUUUAGUUGGGAGUUAAUAAAGGCUGACAGAUUAGUGCUAGCUUCUUCUAAGCACAGAACAAUGUCCACGUAGGAUUCGGCUGGUUAAAGCACUGCUGAUCUUUGUGCCCAGAUUUUAGACACUGAGUGUGGGUUAUGUUUCUUUACCCUCCCUAAACGUUACAAUGUGUGUUUGCCAUUGAUCCUGCCGGUAUCUUUCAGCAUUCUUCAAGAGCUAUUAUGUAGGUCAGGCCUGUCUUAAACAGAUUUCCUGAACCUGUGGCAGAUUAAGCUGAAGGAAUUUUAAUAAACCCUCCCCAGUAGGCGUAGGCCUAAGCGAGACUAACCUAGUUAAGCCUGAUUUUUUUUUCCUUCCUCUCUGUGUGUGUGUCUGUGGGGGAAAGAGCUGUGCAGAGCUCAAGGCUGAAUUGUGGUUUCAGGAACUGUUUGCUAGUAAGAGGAGGCCUGAAAAUGGUGGGGAAGGCUCGCUCGUCUAAUUUCACAGUAUUUGAAAAGCUUGAUCUGCUGAAGCUGGUGAAGCCCUACAUAGGCGUGUUAGAGGAGCACACCAACAAACACUCUGUGAUCAUUGAGAAGAACAACUGCUGGGAGAUCAUCGCGGAAAAGUACAACACCAUGGGGUCAGGACGGCCUCCGCGGACCGCGCAGGGGCUGCGCACUCUCUACAAGCGCCUGAAGGAGUACGGCAAGCAGGAGCUGCUCCAGUGCAAGACCGACCAGGCGGACUAUCAGAGCAAAGUGUCGGAGGCCACCAAGAAACUGGUAGAGAUCAUUCCUCAGUUUGGCAACGUGUGCUUUGGAAGAGACCUCAAUGGUUUGUCAAGUGAAUCGAUCAAUUCAAACACAGAACUAGUGAUUUGUUCCCCAUCAGAACCAUUAGCAGAUCAGCAUGCCUCCGUCACCGUGCAGCUGGAGCUAGAAGAAGACGUAAAACCCCCUCCAUCUCUGCUCAUACCUCCCCAGCCCGUGGCUGCUCUGGAGGAAGCCGAAGAUCAGGAGUUUGAACACGUCCUAGAGAGAUCAUCAUCUCCUUCUCUCUCCUCUGUGGAUAUGAGAUUAUCCCUGUCCCCAGUCCCAAGGAUAGAGGAAUGUUUCAGCCACACCGGCCAGAGCAUGAGGUCAGCCUGCGCCUGCAACCCAGAGACCUUGCUGUUGGUGAAGAAAGAGCAUCAGAUCAUUUUAAGCAAUCAAAAGCAAUAUGGACUUUACAUUAAGGAGAAAAGGGAGGGUUUGAAAAGGAGACAGCAUCUGGAAGAAGAGCUGUUAAAAGCCAAAAUAAAAGUAGAGAAAUUAAAGGCAAUGAAAUUACGACGGGACUUGCCUGAAUACAGCAAUUUGUAAAAUUGACUUUUUUUUUAAUUUUUUAAAAGCAUUUAACGCGUUGUUAGUAUAAGCAGCCCGUGGCUUUCCUGCUGGUAAUACAGUACGUAGCAAGUCCCAGCAAGAGCCGGCAUUGAAAGGGCAAGCUGGGUAACACUUUUUAACACCAGUUCUACAAGGUUAGUUUGCCGACUACAGAAGAGAGCACAAAGGGGUUGGAUUUACUAUAACGUUUAAAAAGUAUGUGUUGCCCAUAGCAACCAAUCAGAUUGUAGAUAUAAUUUUCUAGAGUGUAAUAAAUAACUAGAAUUUUGUAUCUAUGGAAAACAUGUCUACUUUUUAGUAAAUAUACUGUACCCAAUGUUUUCACUCGAGUUCUGGAUUCUUGCAAGGGCUGUGAUUAUAAGCACAGUCUCUCAUUUGCGAGGAGUCCUUAGAUUAUUUGGAACCUGUAUAUAGAUCAUAUACUUGGGCUACUGUAUGAAAGCAUUAUGGCUUGAAGACCGUGAACCUAAGGAUAUAAUUUGUUUUGAUUAAAGUUCUGAUCGCAGCAGUCUUGCAGCUGGGGUUCACGAUACAAUUUAACAGUUAACUUGUUGAUUUCCCACAUUCAUGGGCUUGUAGAGAACAACCUAAUUCUCUUCAAUAUUAUUUCUAUUAUAUAGAGAUUUAUUUUCUUUUUAAUACUGCAGUGGACGGAUGUUUACAUAUUUAAAAUUUGACUUUUAUGAAUGGUUCUUGGCUUUGUGUGGACUAUUUAAGAUGAAUAAAAGUAAUCUAUGCAACAAA